This is a messenger RNA of Sinocyclocheilus rhinocerous, 1047 nucleotides long. RefSeq names its product coiled-coil domain-containing protein 127-like. The transcript has 3 exons. The record is from RefSeq and is a predicted model, not a curated record. The coding region runs from base 51 to 860 and encodes 269 amino acids. Lineage: Eukaryota; Metazoa; Chordata; Actinopteri; Cypriniformes; Cyprinidae.
UGUCUGGAAGAUCUCAUGCUGAAGACUUUAGAUUGUUCAAGGGUUUCUCCAUGAACAAUCUGAACGAUCCUCCUAGAUGGAACAUUAGACCAGAGGCCGCUGCUGGAGAUGACGGGGGCAGAUGGAAUUAUGUGCUGCUGGUGCCCAUGAUUGGGCUGGCAGCAUUUCGUUGGAUAUGGACUCGAGAAUCACAGAGCCAGAUCCAAGAUGUGAAGAACAAGUACAACAGCGACAUGGCAGCCAUUACCAGAGACCUGGAGCUGAAGUACAGGGAGACGCUGACGGAAAACCGGCGGACAGCAGCGCACCUGGAGGUGGAGCUUGAGAAGGAACACCAGCGCGUGCAGGGCUACAAGAAAGCCCUGAUCUCUCAGAGUCAGCAGCUCAUGGAGGAACGGAAGCAGCUUCAGCAGGAACGACAGGAUCUGGAGGAGGAGAAGAACCGUCUGCUGCAGUCUGGAGUGGCCGGGGCGGCGCUGCGGAAAGCCCUGCAGCGAGAGGAGGACUGGCAGCGCAGGGCUCAGGCUCUGCUACAGGAACUGGAGGUGAAGCUGGUGGAGAGGCAGGAAGCUUUCUGCAGCAUCCUGUUGCCACGAGAACAUCGUCUGGAGAUGGAGAAGAACCUGCUGCUAAAGGUGGCUAAAGACCCGGUGGGUGCCGAGCUGAACCUAGAGGAAGAUCUCAGGGACAUUUUUAAGAACGACAGACACUGUGCAGAUUUAAUGAACAUGGAUAAGCGCAAGAAUGGGAAUUUGAUGUGGCUGUAUCUCAGGUACUGGCAGCUCCAGGUCACCCUGCAGAAACACAAGAGGGCAGAAGAGACGCUAAAAGGGGCAUCGCCAAACUCCAGCAGACCGUGAGGAGUGUAGAUCUCGAUAUAAAACAAGAAUUGUCUUCCUUAAAUGUUUUCCUUUGCUUAUCCAAGGUUUUCCCAUGAUUUAUUUAUCAACUAUUUAUGAUGCCAAACGUUUUUGUGAAACCACUUGAGCCCCGAGUCUUUGACAGUCAUAUCAGAACAUGACUGUAUAUUAGGGAUGCACGAUAUUA